AUGCCGAGGUCUGCUCAGCAACAAAGCGCCAAGUCAUGCAUGGACCGCUGUGAGAAUGGCUUCGACUCCAAGAAGGAUUGCCAGUGUGACACCAUGUGUCGGUACUACAAGAGCUGCUGCUCAGACUACGAGACCGCAUGUCAUAUGAAAACACGCGGGGACACCUUUGAAUUUGCAGAGGAUGACGAUGGUCCAUUUACCCUACAACGCCCGCCUUCCCGACCCAACCUGAGGCCGGGGAAUCCAGCUCCAGCCAACAUAGGCAACUCACACGCCUCAGAACCCCCAACACCACCCCUACUCCUGCCAAAAUUGCCACAAAGAUACAACCACAGAGGAAGUGGUGACGACACACAAGGCUCCGGUAGUAGACCCAGAUGCCAGCCAUGCAGCAGCAGGCCCUGGGACUCCCUAAUGCAGCUCAGAAACGGCUCUGUCUACGCCUUCAGAGGGGAGUGGUUCUUUGAGCUGGAUGAGAAGUCGGUGAUGCCCGGCUACCCCAAACUGAUCCAGGACAUCUGGGGUAUCAGAGGGCCUAUAGAUGCUGCCUUCACACGUAUCAACUGCCAGGGAAAGACAUACAUGUUCAAGGGUAACAAGUACUGGCGGUUUGAUGAUGGUGUGCUGGAGGAGGACUAUCCCAGGGAUAUCAACGUGGGCUUUGAGAAGAUACCAGACGACGUGGACGCAGCCUUCGCCAUAGCAGCCCCUGGACACCACGGCAAAGAGAAGGUCUACUUCUUCAAAGGUGACCAGUACUACCAGUAUGAGUUCAAGCACCAGCCAUCACAUGAGGAGUGUAUCAAGAUGUCAGCUGGGUCUCCCUCCGCUCUGUUCACAGCCUACACUGACAUCUACCACAACAACUGGGAGGAACUCUUCAACAUGCUCUUCAGAGGCAUCCCCAACCACCAUGGUGGGCAUCGGUUCAUCAACAAGGACUGGAUCGGCAUCAAGGCCCCAGUGGACGCUGUCAUGACAGGGAGACUCUACAUCACCCCCAGGUCACUGGCCCCACCCCUGUUCCCACCCUUACCCCCUUUACGGGACCACAACGACGGGAGGCGCCAGCCAUGGGACCAACAGUGGGGGCAGUAUGGUCAACAGGAUCAGUUAAAUGGACAGCAAAAUGGACAACAAUAUGGACAACAAGGACAACAAUAUGGACAGCAGUGGGAACAGCAGUGGGGCCGCCGCAGAAGUAGGCGCCAGUCUUACUGGGGUGCCGGGACGGGAAUGACUAUGGGGCAGGCGUUCGCAGAGAAGGGGAUGGAUAUGGGGAAAGGAUUCGCUGAGAAGGGUAUGGAUCUCGGUCGGAAGCUGGCGGAGAGGGGGAUGGCUAUGGAGGGGAUGUUUGGAGGGUGGGACAUGCGCCGAACGGAUGCCAGGGAUGGAGACAGAGACAGGGAUAGAAGGAGGGAUGACCAGGAUAGGAGGAGGGAUGACCAAGACAGGAGAGGAGAUGGAUACAACUAUGACUCCAGAUACAACGCUGAGGGGAGGGCCUACUGGGAGUUUGUCAACAAGGGCCAGCCAGUGCAGAGCGUCUACUUCUUCAAGGGAGAUAAAUACUACAGAGUGGAUCUGAAGACCAAGAAAGUGGACCCAGCCAGCCCUCCUUACCCCAGGUCCAUUGGCAAGUACUGGCUGGGCUGCCCUGAAAAACACCUGGAGGCUGAGAAGAAAUAGUUUCACAACUGGAUAAAGAAACAUAUGCAGUAUGUCAAAACAUGUUUUACAUCAAAGACUCAAAUAGACAGUAAUUUAAAGCUAGAUAAUUAGAAGAAUCACUUGAAAAAUGAAAGGAGAGCCGCACACUCUAUGAGCUCAGAUGCAAUACUUUAAUAACCUCAUAUCCAAUGUUUUGAUAGACAAGCUGAUACCCYGAUGAAGGCAGCUUGUCUGUCGAAACGUUGGAUAUUAGGUUAUUAAAGUAUUGCAUCUGAGCUCCUAGAGUGUGCGACUGUUCUACUACGCUAGCCAGCGCCUCUCCUAAAUAGGUGUGCGUUUCUUUCGCCUCUAAAUUAGAAGAAUCACGUCACAAAAAUGUUCUGAUAUGAGGACAUUUCUCUUUGUACCUGGAAUACUUGUGUGUAAUACUUUUAUAAUUAAAUAUUUUCUAGCUGUAAA
Molecule: messenger RNA, 2130 nt
Organism: Salvelinus sp. IW2-2015
Lineage: Eukaryota; Metazoa; Chordata; Actinopteri; Salmoniformes; Salmonidae
Source: RefSeq, a predicted model, not a curated record